Molecule: messenger RNA, 1585 nt
Organism: Alexandromys fortis (reed vole)
Lineage: Eukaryota; Metazoa; Chordata; Mammalia; Rodentia; Cricetidae
Gene: Pank2
Product: pantothenate kinase 2
Exons: 7
Coding region: 82-1419 (445 amino acids)
Biological process (GO): coenzyme A biosynthetic process
Cellular component (GO): nucleus; cytosol
Molecular function (GO): ATP binding; pantothenate kinase activity
Source: RefSeq, a predicted model, not a curated record
GCGCCUGCGCUAAGCGGGCUGCGCGAAGACGGCGAGGCGGCGCUGGGGGGCUGGCUCGGGCGGCAGCGUCGGCAGCUGCGGAUGGGAGCGGGCCGGCUCGGCGCGCCUAUGGAGCGCCAGGGCAGGGCUGCCGCCACCUCAGCCACUGCCGGCGAGUCGGCGUCCGCUGAUGCCGAAGCGCGGAGGCGGGAGCCGCUCAGGCGCCGGGCGAGUAGCGCGGCGCCGCCGGGGUCCGGGGCGGCGGAGGGCGUGAGACGGGAACGGCCUGGCUCCCUCAGCGGCACCGCCUCGGUCGUCCGCCCGCGCGGCGAGGGCCUCCGGAAGAAGCGGCCGCAUUUUCCAUGGUUUGGCUUGGAUAUUGGUGGAACCCUAGUAAAGCUGGUUUAUUUCGAACCUAAAGACAUCACCGCUGAAGAAGAAAAGGAGGAAGUGGAGAGUCUGAAAAGCAUUCGCAAGUACCUGACCUCCAAUGUGGCUUAUGGAUCCACAGGAAUCCGGGACGUGCACCUUGAGCUGAAGGACCUGACUCUGUGUGGACGCAAAGGCAAUCUGCACUUUAUACGCUUUCCCACUCAUGACAUGCCUGCUUUUAUUCAAAUGGGCAAAGAUAAAAACUUCUCGAGUCUCCACACUGUCUUUUGUGCCACUGGAGGCGGAUCAUACAAAUUUGAGCAGGAUUUUCUCACAAUAGGCGACCUUCAACUUCACAAAUUGGAUGAAUUGGAUUGCUUAAUAAAAGGAAUUUUGUACAUUGACUCAGUUGGAUUCAAUGGACGGUCACAGUGCUAUUAUUUUGAAAAUCCUGCUGAUUCUGAAAAAUGUCAGAAGUUACCAUUUGAUUUGAAAAAUCCAUACCCUCUGCUUCUGGUGAACAUCGGCUCAGGUGUUAGCAUCUUAGCAGUGUAUUCCAAAGAUAAUUAUAGGAGGGUCACAGGCACCAGUCUCGGAGGAGGAACUUUCUUUGGUCUCUGCUGUCUUCUUACUGGCUGUAGCACUUUUGAAGAAGCUCUUGAGAUGGCGUCUCGUGGGGAUAGCACCAAAGUGGACAAAUUAGUUCGAGACAUUUAUGGAGGAGAUUAUGAAAGGUUUGGAUUGCCAGGAUGGGCUGUGGCUUCAAGUUUUGGAAACAUGAUGAGCAAGGAGAAGAGAGAAGCUGCCAGUAAGGAGGACCUCGCCAGAGCAACUUUGAUCACUAUCACCAACAACAUUGGCUCCAUAGCAAGAAUGUGUGCCCUUAACGAAAACAUUAACCAGGUUGUAUUUGUCGGCAAUUUCCUGAGAGUCAACACAAUCGCCAUGCGACUUCUGGCGUAUGCUCUGGAUUACUGGUCCAAGGGGCAGCUGAAAGCACUGUUUUCGGAGCACGAGGGUUAUUUUGGAGCCGUUGGUGCACUCCUUGAGCUAUUGAAGAUACCCUGACUGCUACUCGGAGGACUUCCUGAAACCUACCACAGGGGCAUCUAUGGACCUUUUUUUUUUUCUUUUUAAGAGACGUUUUAUGAUCGUGUACUACCCAAAUCAGAGCAAGAAACAAAUGUAUUUUUCUAAGUCAUCAAGAUAAAUUCUUAAAAUUUUAUCUAAUCUA